CGUAGAUGUUAGAAAAAAUAUUAACAAAAACAGUUUGUCGCUGGUUUUAUACAUUCUAAUAGACAACAAUUUAUCUGCUCAGAAAGAACACACCAAUGAAGUAUAGAAGAAACUGCAUCUGAACCGCAUUUCUUAGAAAAUGUCAUCCACAUCGGCUGCGGCAUCCAGUGCAGCAGCCGGCUCGAACUCAAAGACAGAGGUUCGUUAUGUGACCGAAGUGCCCAGCAGUCUGAAGCAAUUGGCCCGCUUGGUGGUGCGUGGCUUCUACUCUUUGGAGGAUGCCCUGAUCAUUGAUAUGCUGGUUCGCAAUCCCUGCAUGAAAGAGGAUGACAUCGGCGAAUUACUGCGGUUUGAGAAGAAGCAAUUGAGGGCGCGAAUUACCACCCUGCGCACAGACAAAUUCAUCCAGAUCCGACUGAAAAUGGAAACGGGACCGGAUGGCAAAGCACAGAAAGUGAAUUACUAUUUCAUCAACUAUAAGACCUUUGUUAAUGUCGUGAAAUACAAAUUGGACUUGAUGCGCAAGCGCAUGGAGACAGAGGAAAGGGAUGCAACCAGCCGGGCCAGCUUCAAGUGCUCCAUGUGCUCAAAAACCUUUACGGAUCUCGAGGCGGAUCAGCUGUUUGACAUGGCUACAUGUGAGUUUCGUUGCACAUAUUGCAAUAGUUCGGUGGAAGAAGAUAGUGCGGCUAUGCCCAAGAAGGAUUCGCGUCUCAUGCUGGCACAUUUCAAUGAGCAGUUGCAGCCACUGUACGAUCUUCUGCGAGAGGUAGAGGGCAUUAAGCUAGCUCCGGAAGUACUCGAACCGGAACCUGUGGAUAUAGAUACCAUUCGAGGUAUAGCUAAGCCGAAUCCCAUGCGUCCCGAUGGGCUGGCUUGGUCGGGCGAGGCGACACGCAAUCAAGGCUUUGCCGUCGAAGAGACACGGGUAGAUGUCACCAUUGGGGAUGAUGAUGGGUCGGAUGCAGUGGUUCAACGUAAAUCUCGACCCAUUUGGAUGACAGAAAGUACUGUAAUAACCGAUACGCCAGACGGAGAAGCGGACAGCCUAGCACCUAGUGCAUCUGGGGCUGGAGGUCAACGCAAUCGCAAAGAGAAUGAAGAUAUUAUGUCGGUUCUGUUGCAACAUGAAAAGCAACCGGGCCAAAAGGAACCUCAUAUGAAGGGCAUGCGUCCGUCAGGGUCCUCGGACGCCAAUUCAAGUGAUGACGAAAAAGAAAUUUCCAACGCCAAGAAGCCCGACUUGGAUUCCGAGGAUGAUAAUUACAUCAACUCCGAUUCAGGCGAUGAUGGUGAUGAUGUUCCCACGGUUUUAGUGGCUGGACGUCCACAGCCCUUGGAUCAAAUCGAUGAUAAACUAAUUGCCCAAAUGACCCCGCAAGAGAAGGAGAACUAUAUACAUGUCUAUCAGCAGCACUACAGCCACAUCUAUGAUUGAGAUCAAAAGCUAAUGUACAAAAUCGUUUAUCUGGAUUGGCUGACUGAGAAUUAGGAAUAUAUAUAUAUAUUUAUGCAUAUAGUGUCAUUUGUAGACUUAAGUUUGCAUAUUAAGUUGAAUUGCAGUGUACAAAACGAAAAAUUUAUCAAUUGAAAA
Messenger RNA from Drosophila willistoni, 1594 nucleotides. RefSeq names its product general transcription factor IIE subunit 1 (gene TfIIEalpha). Gene Ontology annotation, biological process: transcription initiation at RNA polymerase II promoter; transcription open complex formation at RNA polymerase II promoter. NCBI's taxonomy places the organism in Eukaryota, Metazoa, Arthropoda, Insecta, Diptera, Drosophilidae. Gene Ontology annotation, cellular component: transcription factor TFIIE complex. The transcript is spliced from 3 exons. Bases 140 to 1438 code for a protein of 432 amino acids. The record is from RefSeq and is a predicted model, not a curated record.